Peromyscus eremicus (cactus mouse) is the source of this 958-nucleotide messenger RNA. It is a transcript of the gene Mrps26, whose product is annotated as mitochondrial ribosomal protein S26. The record is from RefSeq and is a predicted model, not a curated record. The coding region runs from base 29 to 631 and encodes 200 amino acids. Gene Ontology annotation, cellular component: mitochondrial small ribosomal subunit. NCBI's taxonomy places the organism in Eukaryota, Metazoa, Chordata, Mammalia, Rodentia, Cricetidae. The transcript is spliced from 4 exons.
GCCGGGCGCGGCGCAGGCGCCGGCUGUCAUGAUCCGCGCUCUGAGCCGCCUGGCCGCGCGGCCCCGGGGCCAGCCCUCGACCGUGCUGCUCCUGCCCGCGCGCGGCCGCAAGACCCGCCACGACCCGCCCGCCAAGUCCAAGGUCGGGCGCGUGAAAAUGCCGCCCGCGGUGGACCCUGCGGAAUUCUUCGUGUUGACGGAGCGCUAUCGGCAGUACCGGCGGACGGUGAGCGCUCUCAGGCAAGAGUUCAUGUCCGAGGUGCGAAAGAAGAUAUACGAGGCCCGAUCCGGGGUCCUGGCUGAGCGCAGGGCGCAGGAGGCCGCCGCGGAGCACCGGGAGCUCAUGGCCUGGAACCGGGAGGAGAACCGGCGGCUGCAGGAGCUGAGGAUAGCUAGGUUGCAGCUGGAAGCUCAGGACCAGGAGCUACGACAAGCCGAGGACCAGGCUCAGCGGGCCCGGGAGAAGCAGGCUUGGGUGCAACUGAAAGAACAAGAAGUGCUCCAACUGCAGGAAGAGGCAAAGAACUUCAUCACCCGGGAGAACCUGGAGGCACGGAUAGAAGAAGCCUUGGACUCUCCGAAGAACUAUAACUGGGCCGUCACCAGAGAAGGGCAGGUGGUCAGGAACUGAGCACAGAGGCUCCUAGGGGCCCAAAGUAAGGACAGUGCUUGCCAAGGGACCAUGUGUAUUGGGGCAGGAAUUGGUGCAUCCUAGGAGGCUGGCUCAGCCUUUUCCAGAGCAGGCCCCAUUCAUUCUAGGUUCUGCACUCACCACCUGACCAGGACCUUCUGACCCCACAUACAAACUCAAGACAGCAUUAGACUCAGGGAGUUCCUGUCACACAGAGGACCAGACUGGACUAUGUCCCCUCUAGCAGCCAAGCUCUCCUCUGAGUCUCAUGGAGUACUUCGAGCCAAAUGUUUGUUGCUUUUAUAAAUAAAGUUUUAUUGGAAGCCA